AUGAGCAGCAUCGCACGCGUUGUCCGUGCAGUGGUCGCCCCUAACUCCCUCCUCCGUGCUACCGCUGCGCUUUCGUCAGUCGCACGUCAACGGAUGGCCGCAGCGUCUCUGUCUGUCCGCGGAGUGGGUGUGUCCGCAAGCGGGCUAUCAGGCGGCGUCAGUCAGCGCGGAGCGGCAUCCUUCGCUGAUUCGGAGCUUGCGGGAUCGGCGCUUGCGCCGGCUGCGUGCCGAUUGCCGUUCGCAGCCACAUCGCCAGCAGCGGUUUCCGCGUCCGCCGCCUUCCGCCAGUCGGCGCAGCCCGCCUUGCGCCAGCGCGGGGGGAGGCGCGGGAUGUCGGCGGUAGCGGCGCAGGCUGUGCGCGGCGAAGGCGUGGUGGGCCUCACCGUCCCGGGGAACGCCGUCCUGCCCUCGGUGUCCGUCUCCUUCGAUCCCGCCUCGCCGCCGCUCUCCCUCCCCUCCGACCUCCUCCUCCUCGCUGUCUUCGACUCCGCCCUCUCUCGCGACGACACGUCAGCAGCCAAUUUCACUGGCUUCGCUGCUGACGCGCCAGGCGGUGCUGAGCUGGCUUCUCUCGACGCCACGCUUUCCGGCGCUCUCGCUGAGCUGGCAUCCGACCCGGAUUUCAGAGCGAAGCCCGGGCAGGUUUCGCAAGUCCUCCGCGUUCCCGGGCAGCCGUUCAAAAGAAUCGCGCUGCUGGGGCUGGGCAAGCCGGAUGUGCUUCUAAAGGGGGAGGCCGGCUCGUGGCAGGGGUUAGGCUCCGCUAUAGCAGGCGCCGCUAAAACGAAUCAGGCCAGCAAGGUAUCCCUCGCGUUCCUGGGCAAGCCAGAGGCGGCGGAGGGGCAGGAGAUUAAAGCGGGGAGCGCGGUUCGGGGGAUAGUGACGGGCGCUAUAGUAGGCAGCUUCGAGGAUGUGCGGUUCAAAUCAGAGGAGAAGGAGAAGGCGAAGGCGGAGAGGGGUGUGAAGGAGUUGCAAGUGCUGGGGCUGGGUGACGCGGAGUCACUGCAGAGGGACGUGUUUGAAGGGGAAAGGCUGGCGGCGGGAAUCAUCCUCACCAAGCAGCUCGUCAACGCGCCGCCCAAUGUGCUCACGCCAGCUGUCCUCGCUGACGUGGCGGUGAACCUGACUGCCGCCCACGCGGAUGUGCUGAGCGCGCGCAUUUUGGAAAAGGACGAAUGUGCCGCCCUGGGCAUGGGGUCAUACCUGGCGGUGGCGGAGGCAUCAGCGGCGGACAACCCGCCCAAGUUCAUCCAUGUCACCUACACACCGCCUGCUGCUGGGGACGGUGGCGAAGGGAGCGAGGAGAAGCCGCUGAAGAAGCUGGCUCAUCGGCAAGGGACUCACCUUCGACAGAGGCGGGUACAACCUGAAGGCAGGCCCAGGCUCAACUCAUUGAUUCACCUCAUGAAUGGAGGCUACAACCUCAAGGCGGGGCCGGGGUCAAUGAUUCACCUCAUGAAGUUUGACAUGGGCGGCGCUGCUGCUGUGCUGGGCGCCGCCAAGGCCAUCGCUGCCAUCCAGCCCCAGGGCGUGCAGGUGCAUUUCAUCAUAGCAGCGUGUGAGAACAUGGUCAGUGGGGGCGGCAUGAAGCCGGGAGACAUCAUCACUGCCUCCAACGGCAAAACCAUUGAGGUGAACAACACGGACGCGGAGGGGCGGCUGACACUGGCGGAUGCGCUGCUGUACGCGCAGCAGCAAGGCGUUGAGAAGAUCGUUGAUGUCGCCUCCCUCACUGGUGCCUGCAUCAUCGCCCUCGGGAAUGACAUUGCUGGUCUGUUCACCCCGAGCGACGAGCUGUCAGCAGAGUUGGAAGCUUCCUCUCGGGCAUGUGGCGACAAGGUGUGGCGCAUGCCGAUGGAGGAGGCGUACUGGGAGGGCAUGCGCAGCAAGCAUGCCGACAUGCUCAACACCGGCGGCCGUGAGGGCGGCUCCAUCACGGCAGCGCUCUUCCUCAAGCAGUUUGUGGCGGAGGGGCUGCCAUGGGCGCAUCUGGACAUUGCAGGGCCGGUGUGGAGCGAGAAGAAGGGCGGAGGCACUGGCUUCGGUGCCAGCCUGCUCUACCACUGGGUCGCCUCCCACUCCCCCUAG
This is a messenger RNA of Closterium sp. Naga37s-1, 2085 nucleotides long. Lineage: Eukaryota; Viridiplantae; Streptophyta; Zygnematophyceae; Desmidiales; Closteriaceae. The record is from the annotation of a GenBank genome assembly.